AUGACGAAUCCUCAAACAACAAUUAGCGACACUUCGUUUACUGCUAUUAAUGAGUCUUUAAUUGAUGAGAUAGACCUUGAAGAAGACGCGUACGUAAAUUCCUUAGCUGAUAGCGUACUAAAAGUUAGAAACAAUUUUGUUACCCAUUGGUCAAAUUUAAUAAGUCUUUGUAAAAGUAAUAUAGAUGAAACCUCAGAUAAACGCUUAACACGAAGUAGUUAUAUUGCAAAAAGAAAGGAAGUCACAGGUCAAGUUUAUCAUUUUUUGAAACAGUAUACAUUUGAAUUGCAUAAGAAGGAGUUUGGAAGUUCAGUCUAUCUUACCGGCGAGGCUAAAGAAAAAGUUUUAGAAAAAUUAGGGACAUAUUUCGUAGAAUUAAAAGCAGACCCCAAUAAAUUUAACCCUUUGUUACAAAAUGUUAGAGAAGCUCAUAAUCGAGAAGUAGAUUUUCGGAAUAAAGCAUUUAAAAUAUUUAAGAGGGAACUUCUUUUCAAACAAUUAGCAUUAGAUGAGUAUGCAAAGAAUCUUGAACAAGACGUAGCGAACGAAACGAAAAAGACUGAAAAAGAAGUAGAUAAAGUAAGGAGGGAAUUUUCAAAGAAAGUAGCCGAUUCUUAUCUAGAAAACACCCGUUUAACAGCAGAAGUAGAGACAUUAACCCGAACAAAUUUUAAACAAGCAACUUUAAUAGCAGAUUUUAAUAAUAGACCCAAAGAAAGUCAGGCAAGCGAUGAGAGUAAAACAUUUUUGACAGAAUACGAGACAGCUAAAACCGAUCUAGAAAAAGCUAAGAGCGAAAUCAUAGGACAGAACGACUGCAUAAAUGAUUUAAGGAAUUCUCUAUCACAACUUAAGGAAGAUACUGAAGAUAAAAUAAAACAACUAAACCAUAGCUACAAUCUAUUAGACAACGCACACGAAGCUUUGAAGAACGCAAGUAAAUUAACAGAAGACGACGUAACAGCACUUACAAAUAAAAACCAAGAACUAUCUCAGAAGCUAGACACAUUGCAAAUUGAAGCCAACUCCAAAGAAGCAAGCAUAAAACUUUUGAAAACAACCAAACGAGACUUGUCCAAUAAAAUCUCUGACCUCGAACAAGAACUUAAAGCUAAAGAUUUAUACAUUCAAAAACAUUUGAACUCAACUCUAGUAGCAGAUACGCAAACCCAUUCAAAGCCCACCCAAACAACUAAUAUAAUAACCAUGACAUUAGGCAAUGGAAACGAAGAUGCACCAAUUACUAAGAGCCAUUUACGUGAAUUAUAUUCACAGGACGAACGUAAAUCUAUCCCGAUUUUUAAAGGCAAAAGAGGAGAGCAGUUAGUUAAUAAUUGGUUAAAAGAUGCGGAAAGAGUCGCACAAAGCGCAGGGUGGGAGAAGAAAGAUAAAAUUAAAUAUUUUUCAGAUAGACUAAGAGGAGAUGCUGCGGAUUGGCAUAGUGAUUAUAUGGAAAGAGCACAAGAUGAGGAAGAUUACGAUGCAUGGGAAAAAGCUUUAAUAAAUAGAUUUCUUACAGAAACAGAGUUAGAAAAUUUAAGGAAACAAUUAAACGAGCUUCGGCAGACCCCCGAUCAAAGCACACAGACUUUCGUUAGUAGAAUUAAUCAGUUAUAUGACAUCAUUCACGGAAAAGAAAUUACAUUAGGUGACAAAGCGACGAACGAAGCUAGGGCAUUAGCAAUAUCUCUGAGUCAAAUGAGAGGCGAAGCUAAACAAAAAAUUCUUUUAAAGGGUCUCUUGCCUAAAAUAUUGAAAGUAGUUUGGAGCCGCAUGGAUGUUGAUAGUGCUUACGAAGACGUAUGCGAAAUCGCCUACGCCGCGGAAACUUUAGUUAAUAGAAUGGAACAGAAUGAAGAUAAGAGUUUAAAGGCCACUAUAGCAGGUAUCUCUGCACACGAUAACGAGCAAGAUAUAGAGAUCUUGCGGCAGAAAACAAAGAUUGUUCAUUUAGAGAAACAGUUAGCCGGUCUAACUAUCGGAAAAAAUGCUCCACAGGAAAACAACGAGAUUGAUUUUCCCUCAAUAGCAGUUGCCGACGCCUUUAACAGACACAGAUCACCUUCCGGCGAUCGUAGACGGUCCAAUUCGGAAAAUCGGAUCCGUUUUCAGCAACCCCCAAGCCGCCAACACAGCGCGGAUAGAAAUAUUCCUCGAUCUAGAGGUACGAAUAAUCAACACCAUGGAUCACGUAGUUCUAGUGGUAACAGAUAUAAUGAUACACUAGAUAACCGUCCGAGAAGAGAGCCAACUCCACCACCACAAAAUUAUUCAAACAGAUCACAAGGACAAUUUCAGCGUCCCCAAAAUUUUAAUCCUAUGUUUAAUCCUCGUCGUAGAUUUCAGAAUUUAAGUGAAUAUCCUCAGCAUUUUCGAAACCAAACGUUUCGUGCCCAUCAGGUACCGCGCCAGAAUAACUUCGUUACCUCAGGUCCCCCUGGAGCUAGGCCACAGCAUAACGCUUGGUAUAACCCAGCCCAAGGAUUUAGAAAUAAGAGACAUAUAGAGUGUUAUGCUUGUGGAAAGCGAGGCCACUACGCGCGAGAAUGUCGCAGCGUGCCCCCGCCCCCGUCAACAGAACAGCAGUAG
Daphnia pulicaria is the source of this 2589-nucleotide messenger RNA. Its product is annotated as myosin-11-like. NCBI's taxonomy places the organism in Eukaryota, Metazoa, Arthropoda, Branchiopoda, Diplostraca, Daphniidae. Bases 1 to 2589 code for a protein of 862 amino acids. The record is from RefSeq and is a predicted model, not a curated record. Gene Ontology annotation, molecular function: zinc ion binding; nucleic acid binding. The transcript has a single exon.